UGUCAAGUGUCAACAUGAGUUGAGAAAACAUGAGAAAACAUGAGAAAACAUGGUGCGUGUUGCAGUGGUUACAGGUGGAAACAGAGGCUUAGGUUUUGCUAUUGUGAAAAAACUUUGUGAAACAUUCCAAGGAGUUGUUAUAUUGACAGCACGUGAUGGCAAAAAAGGCUUGGCUGCAUGCGAAGUACUCAGGAAAAAUGGGUUUAAUCCAGAUUUCUUUCCAGUGGACAUUACUAAUGAAAAUAUGGUGGGAAAUUUAAAGAAGUACAUCAUAUCUCACUAUGGCGGUCUUGAUGUUUUAAUCAAUAACGCUGGAGUUUAUUAUGGCUCCAACUCACCGUUAUCGUAUAGCGAGCAAGUGCAACGAACGGUUGAUUGCGACUACUUUGGAUUGAGAAAUGUCUGUAAAGAAUUGUUUCCUUUGCUGAGACCUCAGGCCAGGGUGGUGAAUAUAUCGUCAAGAAUGGGAAAAUAUUCCUGUCUUAAACCUCCUGUUUUAGAUCGUCUCUCUUCAACUGGGCUGACAGAAGAAGUUCUUGAUCAACUAAUGACUUCAUUUAAAAGUGAUGUACAUUCAGGAAUACAGAUUGAGAAUGGCUGGCCAGCAGAACCGUUAUUUCGCUCUUGGCAAAAUUCAGCUUAUUGUAUUACCAAACUUGCGGUUACAAUUUUGACACGAUUGCAAGCAAAUUAUUUUAUGGAACCAGCCAGAUCUGCAGAUGAGAUUCUUGUGAAUGCGUGUUGUCCAGGUUGGCUACAAACACGUCUUGGAGGUCCAGAUGCUCCUUUGUCUGCAGAUCAAGGUGCUGACACUCCAGUUUUUCUCGCUUUACUACCGCCAGGUAGUAAAUAUCCUAAUGGCAAAUUUUUGUUUGAAAAGAAAGUUGUACCAUUCGUAACAGCACCGUCUGUAAGAUUAACUGGUAUACCAGGUCAACAAGGAAAAAAGAAUGACGUGAUUUUCUGUGGUACUGAAGCACAACAACAUGUGGUGUUUUUCCAUGGUGAUGUGCAGGACUACGUAGAAAAUAUGAUUGCUCAUCGUAAUAACAAAGCCUGGGUUCAAUGGGAUCUUGAAUCAACUUCGAGACUGCUGUUAAAGAGAUUUCCUAACAGUUUUAUUUGGGUGGUGAAAUCAUCCAGGUUGCAUCUAGGCACGUAUGCCUGUUACAAUAACUUUGUCGAAACGAGCGUCUUUGGUGUGCCUGACCAUAGUUCAAACAUUGGAGCCAUUUCUCACCUUCGUCAGUUACUAGACUCUGCCAUUAGAAAAGUUCUAAACUUAGAAAACGAGGAGGAAGAUGUAACUGAAGAUUUUCCAAUAACUUUGGUUGGUUUCAGCCAUGGUUGUGUUGUGCUUAACCAGAUUGUAUACGAGAUACACGAUAUUGUCAAGUCGGAGAAAACUGGUUUACUCCAAUUUAUUUCUCGUAUCAACGCUAUUCAUUGGCUGGACGCUGGUCAUUGUGGCCAAUCAAAUGCUUGGGUGACAGACGAACGAUUAUUAGGGUCACUAGCAGAGACAAUCCCUCGUUUACGUGUUCAUCUCACACCAUUCCAAAUUCGUGACAAAUCCCGCGCCUGGAUUGGUGAGGAACAAAUCCGGUUUACAAACUUUUUGAAGUCACGUGGUGCAGAUAUAAAACAACAUAUUUACUUUGAGGACCAAGGACCAUCACUGUGUAACCACUUUAGAUUAAUCGAAACAUUCGACCCAACGAUGACAACUAAUGAAUGAAAAAACAUGACAUGUCAUUAAGGCCCAUUUCAGACGUCGAACUUUUCAUGUGCCGAAACGAAUGCAAAAUGAACUUUAACGAAGACUUAAAUCCAAUAACAUUAAGUUUGGCGCGGGAAAAGUUUGCCGUGUGAAAUAGGCCUAACUCUAAUAUUCGUGUAAAUAAUAAGGUAUUCAAUGUUUCUCCUGUAUUAUAGGCCAAAUCUAAAACAGUUGUUCCUCAUCUGCCCAGCGAAUAUAUACUUAGA
This is a messenger RNA of Dendronephthya gigantea, 1986 nucleotides long. RefSeq lists its product as uncharacterized. The transcript is spliced from 13 exons. Bases 50 to 1738 code for a protein of 562 amino acids. The record is from RefSeq and is a predicted model, not a curated record. NCBI's taxonomy places the organism in Eukaryota, Metazoa, Cnidaria, Anthozoa, Malacalcyonacea, Nephtheidae. Gene Ontology annotation, molecular function: oxidoreductase activity, acting on the CH-OH group of donors, NAD or NADP as acceptor.